AUGGACAUGGCCAUGGACACGAUUGUUCCUGAAUCUUUACCUUGGGAACACACCGAUGAAGGACCUGAUGACUCUGUGUCCCACUUGAAGACCUCUCUUAUCGGCAAUUCUAUCACUCUGCCUAUUUCCAAAGGCAAGCUGGUAUUCGGUACUUGGCAGGGUAUCUAUUUAGCGGAAUUCAGACACAGUGGUGCAGGAUGGGGAGGAAGAGGUCAAGGUAGAAAGGUGAUAGCUACCAUCUUGUGA
Kwoniella shivajii is the source of this 246-nucleotide messenger RNA. RefSeq names its product secondary thiamine-phosphate synthase enzyme. NCBI's taxonomy places the organism in Eukaryota, Fungi, Basidiomycota, Tremellomycetes, Tremellales, Cryptococcaceae. The transcript has 2 exons. The record is from RefSeq and is a predicted model, not a curated record. The coding region runs from base 1 to 246 and encodes 81 amino acids.